Ylistrum balloti is the source of this 4095-nucleotide messenger RNA. RefSeq lists its product as uncharacterized. The transcript has 6 exons. Bases 124 to 777 code for a protein of 217 amino acids. NCBI's taxonomy places the organism in Eukaryota, Metazoa, Mollusca, Bivalvia, Pectinida, Pectinidae. The record is from RefSeq and is a predicted model, not a curated record.
GGAUAGGUGUCGUCACAAGCUCAGCACAGCUGGGUUGUCAGAUUAUUCAAAGGAGUUCGGAUUCAUGGAUUACAUGUCAAUUUGUUCAUUUUCCUUGUCAAUGCACUUUAAGACUGGACUAGAAUGGCAACAGAAAGGUACUCUGACCACUGUUUACUCCAUUUAGUUAUCCUGUCGACAUCUUUUCUCCUGUCUGUUGCCUAUACAAUAUUCAGGUGGUCCCAGGGAGCAGAAUUCUCAAAAGGAGAUAUAAUCUUCAUAGCUGUCGUGAUUGGAGCAUGCGUCGUCGCCAUUAUCAUCACUAUCGUUUGCCAUCUAGCGUGUCGGAGACGAAGCAGCAAAGGGAAUCAAGCCAGUCUGCUUGGCAUCUGCUGUUGCUACGAUAAUAAUGUGAACAGUCGGUUCAAAGUUGUCAGCCAAAAAAUGGGCUCCGAUUGUGCAAUUUGCCUAGAGGAGAAAAACAUGAUGAUUAAGCCAGUUGUCGAAAUAACAUGUAAACACACAUAUCAUCAGGCUUGUAUCAGUAAAUGUCUCGAAAUGGACAAGAGAGCCAAAUGUCCACAGUGUCGACGACAGCCAGGACAAUUCUCAACUACUGAACGAUUCAUCGCAAUCAUCCAGACGCUUAUGACGAAGAGAAAGGAGAGAACACUCGAGGCUAAGGCAAGCAGAUAUCGGCAAGCAGAGGAAGAAGAAAAAAUGGCUCCAGGAUACACAGAUUUACCCGAAUGCAGCGGUUACACUCCUCCACCGAUUCCUCCCGAGGCGAUUGUUUGAGGGCGUAAAGCUAAACGACCUGGUGCUUGAGAACAUUUAUACUUCUAGUAUUCGCUGAGGACUUAAAACAAAGAGGUUUCCUGCCCAUCAUUGCCAGGGCCAACGUUGAUUAUCACGGAAUUAUUUUUCAUACUUUCAUAUCCUUUAUUGAUGAUAACAGAAAUGGUCUUGUUCUUCAUGGUGACUGCCUAUAAUUUCUAGACGUGUUUGACUUCCUGGUGUUAAAGCGGCACGAGAAACCGUAAAUAGAUCUGAAAAAAACAUCUAUGUGUUACAUGUCUGCAAAUAUACAGGAAUAUACGGUGGUGUUGCCCUGGUCACGUGAUGUAAGCGUGAGUUAUAAAGAACAGUCAUCCGAUCACAGACAGUUUAAUCCACUAUGUAAUAGUGGAAUCAUUGGAUUGGAACAGAAUUUGUAUAAAUAUGCUUAAUAUGUAGUCUGCUGUUUCAUCAAUGGUGAAGUUUCUUUGCUGUAUUAGAUUAAACGGUUAGAUAUUCUGAUUACAUAUAAAUGCAUUUGUCAUACACAUAUCACUUUGCAAGUUAAAAAUAUGUUAAUACUCAUUUGAAACUUACCAUUUCAGAAUCAUGCCUUUAUAUUGUAACAACAUAUAUAUCAUCGAAAUUAGGAAGAAGCAUCAGAUGGUUGUUAUUUUACUCAAAAUGGUAUUCAUCGAACAAGUGUGGGGAAAAAAUCAAGAUAGUGAAAGAAAUGUCUCAUAUUGUCACUAUCUCUGAUAGAUUUAAAACAAUUUUAUGUCGGAUAUGUUGGAACCUGGGUUAUAUACCCUUUGUAUACAAGACAAUGGGUUGUGCAAUAUGUGGAUGUCAAGAGAAUAGGUAAAUGAGAAUGAGAUGUUGAUUUGUAGAUACCGUUCAUUCAUUUUGAUCGAAACAUAUAUAAGAGAACUUUUAUUGAGAAAUCAAAGAACUCGCUAACAUGCAUUCAGAUAAAUGUAUUGAGAUAUCAAUCCGUUUGUAAUUUAAAAUGUUUAUUUUCGAAAGGUGAGUUGUUACUUUAAUUCGAAUGAAAGUUGUGUCUUGAGAAUGUGUCUACCCGUGUGUAAUUGUUAAAGUAUGAAAGAAAUUGAUAUAUUCCAAAAAUACUUGUGUGUAGUUUUGGUUUUAUGGUCAUCAGUUAAAGAAACGAAAAUGCUAUUUUUUUUACACUAUUUUAAAAGAUGAAAUUGCAUUUCUCCCCACAUUUACAUUAUAAUUUUAAACAUAAAAAUAAAAAUAGAAAUUAGAUAAAAAUUACUGCCAAUAUAUUUUAAGCCAAAUAUAAUAAAAUGGUGAUUUGUUCCAAUUGUCCUUCCUCCGUCGUCCGCCCGUCCAUGAUUGGUGUAACUAUUUCUUGAUAAGUACUGAAUGGAUCAGUCUCAAAUUCCAUGUGUAGUUUGACACUGUUAUGAACUUCUGUAUGUUACAUUUUGUAGGCGACCAAUUUGCACUAUGACCUUUUUUUUACUACAAUUUGAUGAGAAUAACAUGACCAAUCAUUCUUAAAUUCACUCGUAGUUUGCAAGGUCGUAUUUAAACAAAAUAGAAAUCAACAUGGCCGACAUUGGUCGUCUUUAAUUUGGCUAUUUAUAGAUUGUUAUCACUAUAUUUGGAAUUACUUAAUGUAUCGUUUUCAAAUUCCAUACGUAGUUCUCCAGUACAAUAAUUAUGCCUGCUAAAUUUAUCAUUACAGGAUACCUCAAUAUCUCAAAUUUAAUGCGGGCAGACCAGGAAAACGGACAAAUAAGUUAAAUAAUAAAAGACAGGGGGCUUUCUUUGUUACUAUCGAUUGUAGUUUGUUAUCUCUAUUUCUUGCUAAGUUGUUUAUGGAUUGUUCGGAAAGUUCAUAUGUAGGUCCCCCGUAUAUCAGUUUCCCUUGCAAAAUUGUGUCACCGAAUGCUUUACCUCACGUGUCAAUACAACAGGUUGUUAACAGUGAAUGAAGAGACACUGAUCCAACCAAUAGCGAUAAUAAAGUGACGCCAAGAUUUCUCUGGGAAUGAUGUCUUAUCCUAAAUGGCAAAACAUAUAUCUUUGGUAAAUUGUUUGGUCCGCAAUUUAAAUGAUGAUUAAACCAAAAUUUCACUUCCCCGUCAGUCUUUCUGUGUAAACUUGUGUGAUGAGAGACGUAUGUGUUGUUAAUGUAUAUGUAUGUUUUGGAAGUCUUGUGGUUAAUAGAAAUGAAGGUAUUAUAGAAAUACGUGGCCUUAAACCUUAGUCUGAACGGAUAAAGUAUAUACAUUGAUAUUUAUGUCAAUGAAAAUACCCUUUAUGUCACCCUUUAAAGUUCACUGUUACUUAAACAUUCUACAGGAGAUUACCUUUGUUUCGUUUUCUAAAUUAAUAUUCGCGUGCUGGAAUACUAUAACAAAUAACGUAUUAAAAUACGUAUUAUUUAUUUCUUUUAAGGAUUUUGUUGAUAUCAUGUAUUUUGCUGUAAAUAAUAACGGGAGAUUCGUCCUCGAAUCACAGCUACUGCUCAUAAUUUAAAAAAAUGACGAAGUGUAUAUCACAGUUAUUUGCGAAAACAAACUAUAUCUGAUAGUAUAUAACGCGUAAAGGGAGGUAACCUGAGUACCUGGGAAAACCACUUCGGUUGAACAGGUAACCCAUACGAAAGGCGACAGCGUUGGUACCGCGGUACCACUUUUCAAACGCCGCAAUAAUAUCAGCCUCUUUCCUUUAGGUUUUAUUUUCUCUCGCUACUGCUUCCAUACAAAGAUUGCCAAUAUCUUGCUAACCAAAUUUCAACACUGGACACGUUUUUUUGUUUCUAUUUCGGUCCUUUCCUCCCCGUUCCACCGUCACUGUCUUCAAAUAUACUUGGCUGCUGUGGGGACUUUAAAUCCGAAACAAUGCCAUAUUAGUGAAAUUGUUGGUAAGGAGGGAUUUUGCAGCACGAUAAAUUACUUUUAAUCAAAAUAUUAUGUUUUGGCAGCCUUACCUUCUGUUUCAAAGUCGAUUUCUGUUUCCAGGUAAUUAGUAGUUUAAAUAGUAAGGUAAGGAAAUACUCCUUAGAGUUUACUUGAUCUGUAAGGAGGCAUUCCCGUUACCACAGGUAUUAUAUAUAUGUAUAUAACAUGAACGUUUAUUUUCGUGUUAUUUUUCCUAUCAAUUUUCCUCAAUGUUGUCUUAAUGUAUACAGAUUUCCUAUUUAAUUCACGUUUCAUUAUGACCUGAAUGUUUUUCAUCUUUCAUCGUUUCAUAAAUUUUGUACAAUGUAAUAAUUGUGAUAUUGCUUAUUUUUUAAUAAAUCAUGUUCCAUUUUAUAUUACUGUUGUAUGUUCACAGAAAAUAAAUAAAACAAUGUCAAACAUU